This is a messenger RNA of Columba livia (rock pigeon), 4819 nucleotides long. Its product is annotated as A-kinase anchor protein 17B. The coding region runs from base 1394 to 3127 and encodes 577 amino acids. Gene Ontology annotation, cellular component: cytosol; nuclear speck. The record is from RefSeq and is a predicted model, not a curated record. Gene Ontology annotation, molecular function: protein kinase A binding; RNA binding. The transcript is spliced from 5 exons. Lineage: Eukaryota; Metazoa; Chordata; Aves; Columbiformes; Columbidae. Gene Ontology annotation, biological process: regulation of RNA splicing.
UCGGUGCCCCGCUCCCCCAGGGGAAGCGGUCGCGGCUGCGGGGGAGCGGCCCGCGGGUGGCCGCUCCCCUCCAUGUCGGCCGGGCCUGGCCUGGGGAACCGGGGGAUGGAGCGGUUGCCGGCAGCUUCGGUGGGACUGUUCGGAGCCCGCGGCCCUGCCGGGACGUGCCGGCUGAUGUCGGGCUUGGCUCGGCCGGCGACCGUGGGCUCGGGCGGAGAAGUAUCAGCCCCUCGCCCCCUCCCCUGGCCCGCGCGUAGGGCGCCGCGGGUCGCCGGGCCCGGGGUGCUCUUGGCCCGGCUGGCAUGCGGCCGCAGGGGCGCUCCGGCAGCCCGGGUAGAGUGGCAGGGGGCGGCUGCCCCGCUCCGUCCCCGGGGCUCGCAGCCGGGGCAGGAGAGCCGGUCAGGCCCUGCCGCUGCCCCCGGACUCCGCUUCCCGCCGAAGCUGCCCCUCGGGCCCUGGCCGGGCCUCCUUGCGGCGGGCGGUGCCUGCGGAUCCCGCCGGAGCUCGGGCACCUUCCUGCGGAGCAGCGGGACCGCGGCCUUGCCGCAGUUGCAUCCAUGGAGAUGCCGUUGGCUUGCGGUUUUCUUCAUCCCCAGCUCAAAGCACGCAACACGAAGUGGCAAUGCGUGGUGUUAGCUUGAAAAUGCCCCUUUUGUUUGCAGUAUUUGAGCGAGCAGCACCGCUUCUGAUCGUCUCUGCGUUUCACUUAAUUUUGCGCAGACAGAGCUGAGUAAACCAGGUCUGUCUGUUGAAAAGCUGUUUAAACCUCUUGUUUAAACUUCUCCAAGAGACUCUUUCUGGUAAAUGCUUUUCCUUGGGUGACAGACGUUCUGCUGCUGUGAUUCAGUACAAACUCUUGCCCCGUUGCCGUUUGCUCGUAGCUGCUCGUGCACACCCACCCCUGCAGACCUGGCGAUCCCCUCUGCUUCCAGCCCUCCUGCAGCUCUGCUGGUGGAACUGCGCGAGGGCUGUGCUGUCUGAAGAGUAACCUGCCAAAAGGCGUCGCUUUUUUUCUUUCUCUCCAAGCUAGAGCUCUUUGCUGCCCUGGUUGAUGCUAUGGUCUCAGAAACUUGUGAUGGCCCAGGGCCUGGCAUGAGUGACCAGCUGGGAAACUGGGGAUGGUGACUUUUGGUACAACCAGACAUUUUAGUGAAGGAGCCGUAAGAAAGAGAAGCCUGGAAAGACUAAAGCUUCAAGAACAGGAGCACGUUUGAAAAAGGGGGAAAAAAAGAGAGAGGGUUGAAAGAAAAAGACGUGGUGAUCAAAGAAGUUCAAGAGAGAAAAAAAGAAAACUAAGCUCGAGAGGAGAGAAGAGAGGCAGAUAGAUGGAGAUGAGAAACAUCCCCCAAAGCAGCAGAAGGUACCAGCUGAAGAACAGCAGUGGCCAGAGAAUAUGCCUGAAUGGGAAGAAAGGAAAUCCCUGCUAGCUCAGAGAAGAGUGGAGUCUGUCAGACUGCUUACAGUGCUGUUAAACCGUGUGAAAGAUUUUGUGCAGUUGGCAAGUCAAAAAGUGGAUCUUUCCUUGGGCAUAAGGGAGGACAAUUCCUUUUCUGAAGCAACGUUGAAAGACAUACAUCAGGAACCAAUUAACUCCCAUUACCAUACACGCAAAGAGCUGCAACAUAAAGAAGAGCUUAAGUGUCUGUUAACCCAAGAAGGUAGCAGCUUAUUUAGCGAGGAAGGAGAUGCGGGUAACUUCUGUGCAUCUGCUCGUCAUAUAGUCAGGACGAUUUUGAAUGUCCCCUCUGCAGCCCCAGGUGCGGCCAGACUGCCUGGCAGAGGUGCAUGCAGCUCCUGUGGAUCUUUACUCAUUACAGUUACUCAGGACUGCAGGGUCAUCGAAUCUCGUGAGGAAAGGGACUACCCAAGGUUGAAUGUAGUUUACACGCAGGCAGUGUCCGAUGGAGACAGUUGCCAAAAGCAAAAGGUUUAUGAGACUGAUGAAUUCAUCCAUUAUUUACUAAACUACUAUCAGACGCCACGCUAUGCACGUGUUUGCUUCGAGCCAAAAACCACUGUGAACAAGUGCUGGUGGAAGAGAGUGGUGUCUGAUGGUGAUAACGAUUUUGACAUCGACUUGAGUAACAAACAUGGUCAGCACUUCAGAGAAGUGAGUCCUGUGCAGAACCUCAAGAGAAAUUGCAGUAGCAAUGAUAAUGAUAAACUGGUCACUGUUGGAGAACCUGAGUCAAUAGACAUGGUGUUAGGAAACAAGACCUACGUGGGUACGUUUGCAAAAGUGUUUGGAGUGCAGAGGAAUGACUCACUCACUGUUGAUAACUUGCCACGCACUAGACUGAAUCAUUCUUUGGAUUGCGCUGCUGUUACCCGUGAUAAGGAGUUCAAACAAGAAGAUGGUAUCAAUGGGGACACUGUACCAUACAAGACAUGUAGACCUGCUUUCAGAUUAAAGGGUUUGUUGGAAGAGACUGGUGAUUCUGAGUACUUCAGAGAGCCACCUAGAGGCUCAAUGAAGAGGACAGAAAGAAGGUGUGAAGAAGUUUACAGCAAUAGUAAUAAAGGCUGUUUGCCUGCAAGAGCAGGAGAAAGAAAAUUAAUGGUUUACCUUAAAAAUGUAACUCUGGAAGGUCAAGAGGAGGAAAGCAGCAAAUGUAGCCUCUGUUCUAAUUCUCUUCAUGAGGGCUUGGCAAGGCAAUGUGAACAUAAGCUUAAAAAGUUGCAUAAGAGGUCUAGUAGUAGAUUAAGGCAUGAAGGACAGAAAAGUGAGAGACAACCCGGGGAAGCAGAGAGAAAUGCUCACAAAAUGAAGAAAAAGCGAAAAAAGCUUUCUUCUGAUCUUUCAUCUGACGAAUGUGGCUUUUCAGAGGUGGACAGUUGCAUGCAGCUGGAGUCUCUCAGAAAGAUACAAAGAAAAUGUAAGAAAAUACUCCACAACAAAGUGAAGUUCAAGUCACUUCACACCACCAUGGCAGCACCAGAUGUUACCCCUCAUGACGGCUCCCCGCUUCAGGAGACCCUCCAGAGGACAGGAGGUGAGAGGAAGUUGAUGCUGAGAAGAGAGAUGGAUGCUGAUGGCAGAGGACGCCCUCUGUUUCCUCUUGAGGUAAUUCAGACAAACCCCUGCUCAGAUACGUUCUGUGGAGCAGAGCCCAGAAGAGGAUGCUGAACAGUCACUGUAUAAUACCUCUACAGUUUUUCUAUACAAGUGGGAGAAGAAAGUCCUUUGACUAUUAAAGGUGUUUUUUUGCUUAGCUAAUUCCUUUGGUUAGAUUAUCAAACUGAUGUAGUGAGCCACAAAACCAGAAUCUGUGUUUGCCUUUUGGAUAACAGAGGACCAAAACUUCCCCAGCGCCAGACAGACCUGUGUGGACCAGUUGCCAAGAAUUUGAAAGGUUACAGAUUGAGAUGUCAGUGUGUUAUAUUCUGAUUAAAUGUAGGGAAUAAUGUAAAUAUCCAAGUUACGGUAUUUAGUAAUAACAAGUUAUUAGAAAAGAAAAACAUAGCUAUGUAAAUCCUAGAGCAAACAUAUCAAGUGCAUCCUCAAUCAGGUGGUUAAAAUGAUGGGACUGGAAGGUGUGGGGGACUUUUACACUCAAUUGUGGGAAGUAAUAGAUGCCCAAAUGGGAAAAAGAAAUUCCCAUCCUCUGUAAAACCCACAGUGAAAAAAAUGCUUGUUUUCUGUUUACAGUUCUAGAGGUGUUUGUGAAAACUUGCUGGUCUUUAGGAGGGCGGAUUUCACUGAACGCGUAGAUGUAGUGCUUCCAGGAAUCUGAAUGAUUGUCUAAGCAAAACUCUGAACGUUAGAUAGUGAAAGGGUCAUGCUUGUCAGCUUAAUGACAGUCCCCAGAGAUAUGCAGGUUGGACAUUUGUUCACAAGAUUUCAAAAUGUGCCCUUUUGAAGGCACAUGCAACGAGAUUGCUGUUUAGUGUGAGUUUGCUUACAAAUAAGUUCCAGAAGAAUUGUCAAAUGCUGCCAGAUUUGUGCUGCAUUUAGGCAAAAGUGUGAAAACGCAGUCUAGGAGCUUGGGUUGUAUCCAUAUUUGUUCAGCUGGCUAUAUUCAGAAGACAGCCACAAUUGCUUUUGGACAAAGUCUGUUAGCAAGAUACAGAGGACCAGUUCUAAGUUCAAUACACUGUUUACUUCAGUUUUCAUUUUAAUAUGCUUUAUUUAUUAUGUGUCAAUAUACUAAGUUAACGUGAUGAUGUUGCCUUCAUUACAUAGAAUAUUACCCAUGUUUAUAACUUCUGCUCUAAUAAAUAGUAACUAAAAAUUGUAAUUGUUCAUGGGUUUCCCCGAGUGUUCAAUACUGAUGAUUCCUACAGGCUUCUAAGCCAAUUUUUAUCCUUCUUCUCUGUUCACACGCUCAGAUAUUGAGUGCCUUUUCAGGGUCAGGGAUGACAAAUGGUUGCUACUCAGAAUGCUAUUAACCUGUUACUUUUAUCUAAAAAGAUCUUAUUUUCUUGGCAUGAAUAUUUUCCGUCUAUUUUGGAGAACAUUUAUACCCCUCUGAACUCUCCAUUUUAGUAUUUUAUACAGUUAUAAUGAAGAUCAACUGCUGUAUUUGUUGGCCAUGUGAAAUAUUUCUUUUGUGCUGGUAUGACAUACCAAGGGUGUGUUUUCUCUAUGCAAUAUUUGUGGAUUAAAGGUGACAAAACUUCCUCCUCUGUCAAUCUAUAGGCAGUUCUGUGUGUAUAAGUCCCCUUUUCCCAUGAGACAGGCCUUUUGAUUACAGGUGAGAUAGCAUUUCUUUUUGUUAAUCCAGGGGAGCAGGAGCUGAAGAUUUCCUCUAGUGUAAAUUUCCAGUGUUUUAUCAACAUGUCACAAUAUUCAAUAACAAAUAAAUACAGCGGUUCUGUA